Molecule: messenger RNA, 2403 nt
Organism: Hyposmocoma kahamanoa
Lineage: Eukaryota; Metazoa; Arthropoda; Insecta; Lepidoptera; Cosmopterigidae
Product: transient receptor potential channel pyrexia-like
Exons: 5
Coding region: 1-2403 (800 amino acids)
Biological process (GO): monoatomic ion transport; transmembrane transport
Cellular component (GO): membrane
Molecular function (GO): monoatomic ion channel activity; protein binding
Source: RefSeq, a predicted model, not a curated record
AUGCUGCUGGAAGCCGGAGGGCAAUUUAAUACAAUGAAGGCCGAGGGUAUAAACAACGUAAACACUCCUCUCCACACGGCAGUUGAACUGGACUCUCAGGAUACAAUAACUGAACUCCUCAAUUCUGGUGCUUCGAUCACGUGUCUGAAUGAAGCUGGUCAAACCCCAUUGCAUGUCUGUAUCUUGAAUAAAUUGGAAGAGUCUUUAAAGAUGUUGGUGAAUUACGUAGAUCCUCUCCCAAAAACAAUAGACGUGAAGAAUAGUGACAAUCGCACUAUACUGGAUGUUGCAGUCACCGAGGCGUGGAUGCCAGGUGUCUGUAUUGCUUUGAAAGCUGGCGCUGAUAUUACUUUGAAAGCAAACAAUAACGAAACAUUGCUACACGUGGCUGCAAAAAUUGGCAAUAUGUGUAUCUUGAAAGAAAUUGUCAGCGCAACUGAACAAGGCAACAAUCAAAAUCUAUAUAAAGCUAUUUACCAUGAACUUUUAGUUCCUACGAAAGAAAAUGUUUUACACGUCGCGGCUGAAAAUGGUCAUACAGAAAUACUAAAUUAUUUACUUCAGUGCACUUCCAGUUUCAUUAAUAACAUAAACGGCAAAGGUGAAACAGCUCUGAUUAAAGCCACUAUCAAUGGACAUUUGGAUUGCGUUAAACUUUUACUUACGAAUGGAGCUGAUAUAAAAAUUACUACAAAAGAAAAAGUUAAUGUUUUUCACGUAGCCGCUGAAAAUGGACAUUUAGAAAUACUAAAAUAUUUACUUGAACAAAAACUUAAGGAAGAAGAGCUAUUAUUGAAUACCUUAACAGAAAGUAAGAAUGGAAGUUUUGGUCCUAUACAUUUUGCUGUAUCAAACAAUCAUGGUGAUUGCGUAAAGUUACUAUUGAAGAAGGGAGCUGAUGUAAAUUUAAGUACUGGCAAACAUGGUCCAUAUAGCUUGUGGACUCCAUUGCAUAUUGCUGUAUACAAAAAUAAUAUUGAUGUUGCAGAGAUUUUACUUCAAAAUGAGCAAAUAAGAAUAAAUGAAGAAAAUGAGGAGUAUUGGUCUCCUCUACAUCUAGCUUUACACCUUGACGUUAGAGACAUCUUACCUUUACUUCUAAGAAAUGGAGCAGAUUUGUCGUCCGCUAUUCCAUUUGACCCAGUAAAAGGAAAAAUCGCAUUACAUUUCAUGCUACGUAAAAACUCUCCGGAAUCAGUAGAUUUUAUGGAAGAAAUCUUUGAUUCUUGCAUUUCAACGAAUACUGGGAACGAUCCAAAUUGCGAGAUAACACUUGACUAUAGAAUACUCACUUCUACAAGAGAAUCGAAUCAAGUGAAUGUUUUGCAAGAAUUGUUAAACACAAACAAUACUUAUGUACAAAAGAAAUUACUAGCCCAUCCACUGGUGGAAAGUUUUAUUUACUUAAAGUGGAAGGCAUUACUGCCGUUUUCCUGUACAAUAAUAGCAAUGUAUGUGUUAUUCGUGAUCUCAAUGACUAUUUUAGCUGGGUCGCACUCGUACCAUGAUGUUACAGAACGACCGAUAUGGUUGAAUCCUUUAAUUUGGACGUCUAUUAUCCUUUGUAGUUUAUACUUCAUGUAUGCCCAAGUAGCGAUCAGCCAUUUUACGAAUCCACAUCGGGAGAUAUUAUUUCGAGAAAUCCCUAUCGUCAGACUUGUAAUUUUUUUGUUAGUACCCAUACUCAUGUACAACUUCGUAGUAACCCCGCAUAUGUCUGCAGGCAAAGAUUUCUUGGUGGAAUUGCUUCGAGAUGUGACUGCAUUUGCUUUGCCACUAUCCUAUGUGGCUUUAAUGAUGUUAUGCUCUAAAUUUAUGAAAUGGGGAUAUUAUAUACAUAUGUAUUCGAUCGUCGCUUUUAACGUUUUAAAGAUUUUUUUAAUAUUCGCAUACUUGAUUUUUACUUUCGCUAUCUCUUUUAUGAUACAAUUCAAUGGUCAGGAGCCCUUCGAAAAUCUUUGGACCGCUUUUUUAAAGACCAUUGUCAUGAUGACGUCAGAGUUUGACUACGAUGAUGCAUUCGUACAAAAGAAGUUCUCGCACAUUUUCUUUUUAACGAUCUCCAGAAUAUUUUUUGUCAUGUUUGUAAUCUUUAUUGUUAUUGUGUUAAUGAAUAUAAUGAUUGGUGUAGCUGUUAAUGAUAUUAAUGAUUUGAAAGCUCUUGGUAAUAUCAGAAGAAUUGUCGACGAGGCUGAUUUUUUAAGCGAUUUAGACGUUGAAAUUAAUACCAUAAUAAAGAUAUUACCAAGAAAAGUAAAUAGUUUUGUUAGAAACAGAUGCAAGGUACAAACGACUUUGAAACUAAAUCCAGGAAAUCCCGAAUAUCAGCAAAAUAAUUUGUUACCAUCGCAUUUGCGUGAUGCUAUUUUGCAUAAAACCUUAACACCGAAGGAACGACGAUAA